Messenger RNA from Penaeus chinensis, 4701 nucleotides. RefSeq names its product protein AF-10-like. The record is from RefSeq and is a predicted model, not a curated record. The transcript is spliced from 12 exons. Lineage: Eukaryota; Metazoa; Arthropoda; Malacostraca; Decapoda; Penaeidae. Gene Ontology annotation, molecular function: histone binding; nucleosome binding. Gene Ontology annotation, cellular component: nucleus. The coding region runs from base 139 to 3588 and encodes 1149 amino acids. Gene Ontology annotation, biological process: regulation of transcription by RNA polymerase II.
CCAUUUUGUUGUGGCUCGAAAGUGAACCCAAAACACCAACAUAACAACAACACCCCCCCAUACGAGAAGAGCCGACUCUAGAGCUUUGCCAUUAGAGCUUAAGAUGGUUGGUGGGUUGAGUGAGAAGGGGGUAGACACAUGAAGCCGCAAGAAUCCGAGCCCAAGGAAAUGGUGGGGGGCUGCUGCGUGUGCUCGGACGAGAAUGGAUGGACGGAGAAUCCCCUCGUGUACUGCGACGGCCAAGGGUGCAAUGUGGCCGUGCAUCAGGCCUGCUAUGGCAUAGUAACAGUGCCGACAGGGGCUUGGUUCUGCCGCAAAUGUGAGAGUCAAGAAAGGGCUGCAAGGGUUCACUCAGGCGGGAGGCGCAUUUUUUCGCAGAGGUGCGAACUGUGCCCGAGUAAAGAUGGGGCCCUCAAACGCACCGACUCGGGCGGUUGGGCGCACGUGGUGUGUGCGCUCUACAUCCCCGAGGUGCGCUUCGGUAAUGUCACCACCAUGGAGCCCAUUAUGCUCCAACUCAUCCCACAGGAGAGGUUCAACAAGUCUUGCUACAUCUGUGAAGAGAGUGGCAAGGAGAGUAGAGCGAUAAUUGGCGCAUGUAUGCAAUGCAACAAGUCUGGCUGCAAACAACACUUCCAUGUGACUUGCGCCCAGUCCAUGGGGCUCCUGUGCGAAGAAGCGGGCAACUACCUGGACAAUGUGAAGUACUGUGGUUACUGUCAGUACCACUUCUCCAAGCUGAGGAAAGGAAGUCAUGUCAAGACAAUUCCCCCGUACCGUCCUGUUCCCCUUGAGGCAGGAGGGUCAGACGAGGAGAAGUCUGCAGCGUAUGAGUCUCGGGACCCUAAGAUGAAAAAGAGGACAGGGCGUCCACCAGGGGGGAGUCUGAAGCCAUCAAGCCGUGAGGGAGGGGGGAAAGUUGGGGACAUGAUGCCUUCUGCCAGUGGAAACUCUGGCUCUAGUGGCUCAGGGGACAGGCAUGACCGGGGUCAAGCAGUUGGAUCUGAGGGCCUCUCAGUGACCCCAGGGAGCUCAGGGGUUACCCUUGCCACUGGCUCAAACUCCAGUAUUCUACAAGGAAAAGUGGAAAGUGCAGCUAAAAUGUCUGAGUCCAGUCCCAUGAACAGUGCUUCCCAGGCUGUCAGUGUGGCCAAGUCGACUGCUGCCAUUACAGUCAGCGCAUACAGCUCAAAUUCCUCUUCCAGUGCUCCCCCCCUCCUCACCUCAUCCAACUCCUCAUUCUCUACCUCUCUUACAUCCGUGUCCACCUCCUUCCCCCAGGUGGUACCCCCUUCCACAACCACCUCCACAUCCUCCACCCCUGCUGCUUCCUCAAACUCGUCUUCAUCGUCGCUCUCAUCAGCAGCGACCCUCUCAUCACAGAGUGCCCCUGCGCAAAGCCUGUCAUCCUUACAAAUCACCCCUGUGCCAUCAUCUGCCAUCACUAGUGCCCCCUCCCUCAGUCGUCCCAAGGUCUCGGAGGCACCCCCCCAUGUCCCUGUAUCCGGGUCCCAUGAGAGUCCCAGCCAGCUGUCGGCAGUGGCCAACCCCCCCCAGGCCAACAGCCAGGCACAUGUGCCAGUACAAAGUGAAGUUAGCAAGGACAAGCAGCAGGAGCACAACCGCAAGCUGCGGCGGAAUGGGCCUCGCACACCCAGUGGGAACAGCAACUUUGGGGACACAGAGUCCAUUGUCUCGAAUGAUGAUGCUCAGUCCAGUGAUCUUGUGCUAAAUAUAUGUGAGGAAAAGAACCUUAGUGCAGAAAAGGAAUCAAACAAAGUGCCAAGUAAACCUGUGGACUCCUCAGAUGAUGGUGGAAGUCUAAACGUACAGUUCACACCCAAUGUUUCUACGCUGUCAUCAAAGGCGAGCGACCCUUUUACGCCAACUAUUGCUGAUUUUGCACCCAAUGAAAAUGUCAAGAGAGGAAGGACGAGUAGUCAGGACAGAGGUCGUAGAGCCAAGAGAGGCAUGAAUAAGCGAGGCCGUCCGGGUGGGGGUCGUGAUGGUGGAGGUCGUGAUUCUGGAGCAUCAUCACCAGACUCCUUUACCUCUGAGUCGGCUCCCCAGCCCAAACGUGGGAGAAAAAAGACAGAGAGCAAAGACCUUUUUCAUUUCAGCAACCUAGCAAGUGUCAUCACCAAUGGUGUUGGCGCUAACACACUCCUUCUUGGAAACCAGCUGAACCCAGCAUCUGCAGUUGCUCAAAAGAUGACAGACACUUUACAUGCAGAACUUGAAGCACACUCCAUUUACAAGGAUGAGGAAGAAAAGAUGACCAAUCUCCUGGUUGGUCCAGCUAUACCAGGGAAAAAGGAGAAUGCAAAUGGCAGUACAAGUGCUGCGAACAGCCAGCCACCUCCGUUCCCGCAGAGUCUGGAGCAGUUACUAGAGAGACAGUGGGAACAAGGAAGCCAAUUUCUGAUGGAGCAGGCACAACAUUUUGACAUUGCGUCACUGCUGUCAUGCCUACAUCAGCUGCGCCAGGAAAAUGUCAGGCUGGAGGAGACGGUGAGCUCCUUGAUAGCUCGCAGAGAUCACCUCCUGGCUGUCAACGCCCGCCUCUCCGUGCCACUCAACUCCCCCUCGACGGCUAACGCCAACGCUUCAUCCAAUGCCAACCCAACCCCAUCCUCUGUGUCAGGCUCCUCGUCCUCGUCCUCGUCCUCCUCCUCGGCUCCCCCUCCCCAGCCACCCUCAGCAGCGACAGCCCAUGCCCCUAACCCAAGACCCCCUAGCAGUGGCUCAGCCCCUGCACCCCCUCCCCCAAGGCCUCACUCGCAGGGCCACCAUCCCCCAGGAGGCAGCACACAUCCCAGUGGUACCACCCCAGGUGGAGGCAGCUCAGGCCACAGGGGAGCCUCCCCCCAUGACCGGCGUGGCCCAUCACCCCAUGAAAGGAGGGGUACCUCUCCUCAUGACCGCCGGGGCCCACCUCCACCCUUACCCGUAGAGAAUGGCCUGGGGGAACCAGAGUACCGCUAUCGGAGCCCUGGGACGGAGCACAGACAACAGUCCCCGAUGCUGCCUCCAGGAGCACAGCCCAGUCCGACAUCUUUGAGACACAGUCCUGCAGGGGGCAACUACCACACGAGUGUGUCGCCACAUGGUGUGGCGUCCCUGAGCCCCUCUGGUGCCCCCCACAACCACCCUCCCCCAUCUCAUGGCCCCCCUCCCCCUCACUCAAUGGCUCCCUCACAUGGGCCACCAAGCCACAGCUCCCCACAUGGCCCCCAACAUGGGCCGCCUCCCCAUGGACCUCCCCAUGGCCCCCCUCAUGGACCACCUCCCCCCAUGGUAUCAGUAGCGCACAGCUCAGCCCACAGUGUCCCUAUUAGCCGGCCAUCCGACCACCGGGGUGAGCUGGUCAGGUUGCAUGGGGGGCAGCCUCCACCUCAGCACCCAGGCCCUGCCCUGGGCCCUGGUGGCUACCCUGUGUACCAGAUGGUGUCGCCGCCAGUGCCCGGCCCACAUCACUCGCCCGUGCCGCCUCUUAACCAGCCUCAUCCUCCCCCUCAUGCUCAAGUGAUGCGGCGGGACAUGGUUGAAUCUGGCCGCGGUGCGCCCAGCUCAUUGGAGAAGAGAUGACAUAGAGACUCUUGGGCUAGAUCCAGAAGAUAACAACUGGAGAGAAAAGCUUUGAAGGUCGGCUAGCCCCAGAACCUUGACACUGAGGCUCAUUGGGUCCGACCUCUGCUAGUGCUUAUCCAUGUAGCCCUCUCACUGUGCCACCCCUGCCUUUCCCCUGCUGCUGUAAUGGGAACCAAGGCAGGGUUGGGCAGGCCUUUCCAUGAUCAGGGAAGGCCUCCAGAAUUGGUCAGAAAGUAUGGCCAUAGACUUACUUGACUGUAGUGUGCUUCCACAGUUCACAAAACUCUGGGGAGAAAAAUCCAUAGGACGGUUCUUCCAAUCCACUGUGGACCUACACUGUCAAUUUAUGAAAGAAAAAAGGAAAACAGAAAUAAAAAUAGGAAGAAAGCAGAAAAAAGAGAAAGAAAGAGACUUCUUUUGCUUUUUGAGCACAGGCCAUUUCAUCUAAUGAGCCUUUGAAAAAUUACUCUGAUUUUAUAAGUAGUGAUAAGUAUUGGUUUUAGAUGGUUAACAAUGAUCUCGUGCAAGUUUCUUCGCUUCAGUGCAUCAGUAUGUAACCAUAUUUAAUUCCAGCCUAGUUUGUAGUGAGAAAAAUUAAGUUUUACCUCGGAAGGGAAGUUUUGAGUCACACCAUCGUGUUUAGGGAAUAAGUCGCAGACAUUUGAUACAAUUUUGGUACUAAGAGCAGAAGUGUAAGUUAGAGGGUAAAGUACAAAAGCCACUUGUAGUCACGUAUGAUCUGUGUUGUCCUUUACUAUGCUUUGAGUGAAAUUUUUCGAUGUUGUCUUUUUAAGUAUUGAUUUGUCGCCUUUUUUUUUUUUUUUUUUUUUUUUUUUAGAUUUUUAAUUAUUAUUAUUAUCAUUAUUAUUAUUAUUAUAGUGAUUAUUAUUAUUAUUAUAAAUAUUAUUAUUAUGUGUAAAAAAAAGUUAUGCCACUUCAUUAACUGUAAGUGACUGUUUAUGACAAAUCAUUGUUUGUCGUGGAAUCUACCCAAUGUCCAUGGUUAUUUAUAAGAGAAUAAGGCAGUAAAGUUAAACAAUAGAAAGUCUUCAGUACUUGGUAAUUAAGAGUGAGUGAAUGAGUGAGUAUAAACACACACACACACACACA